Acanthaster planci (crown-of-thorns starfish) is the source of this 4704-nucleotide messenger RNA. RefSeq names its product A-kinase anchor protein 1, mitochondrial-like. Gene Ontology annotation, cellular component: membrane; mitochondrion. NCBI's taxonomy places the organism in Eukaryota, Metazoa, Echinodermata, Asteroidea, Valvatida, Acanthasteridae. The record is from RefSeq and is a predicted model, not a curated record. Gene Ontology annotation, molecular function: protein kinase A regulatory subunit binding; RNA binding.
UUGUGUCAUUCCAUGUGUGCAUGGUAUACUUUUCUCUCUGUGUUGGUUCGAGGAAUAUUGUCACUCAUUUAAUACUGGGAUAAAAUGGAUGUUGUGGUGAUGAACACACGUGGCGUUUUUCGUUGAGUCUUUCCAUAUGCCCAUACGUACGAGUACAUGUACAUGUAGUCAUGUCUGUAGGACGGGUCGAUUUGGCAAAACUGACAUUGUGGCAGCGACAACUUGGACAUGUUGGACAAAUGAGAAAAGGGGAUUUUGCACCUUAUUUUUCUUUCUAAAGUUGACUGCCGCACGGAUUGCAGCUGUCUCUGAAUGGCAAUGCAGAUGAGAGAGCAGGAGCACGAUAGCACUAAUGUUUUCCCACAAUUCCGCCGAAGACCUCCUUCAAAUACAUGCAGUAUAGUACUGAGACUAUUAUCUUACCGGAACAUUUUGCCUGUCUACCUAUUACGAAGCCAGCCAGUUCUAGACUGCAGGACAUAGAUGCUCAAGUUUUCCUCUGCCUUUUUUGAUACUACUUAAAUUAUUUCCAUUGGGGGUGGGAGGUUUCUUUUCAGCUUUUUGCAGUGGUACUUGCACGUGGCCUUGGAUAGUGAAGCUGCAUAAUUUGGACACUAUUCAAAAGUGUUCUUUUUUGUGUGCCAUUUGGCACUGCGUGUUAGAUCUUUGGAUUGAGAGGGUUUUUUUUUUGGAGAGAGACAGCCAUGGCACAGUUGCGUUACACAAAGUACGUCGCUGUGUGUGGCACAGCACUGACUGCUGGAUUGGUGGGCCUUUAUUUGUACAAGCGGAGGGCGGCAAAGAAGGAAGAAGAGCGACGAGCUAAGGGAGAGCAAGAAAGUAAAGCUGAGGAAAACAUGGACUCUAACGAGUCAAAACCAGAGUCACAGAGUGAGAGGGACACUGCCCGGGACAUUGACCAGCAGGUGACUGUGCCUGAUGAUAGCGGGAUUGAUGUGGAAGAGGUGGUUAUGUUGAGGGAGAAGUCAUUGGACCAGGAAUUUCCCCAGACGGGGGACAAACAGCUCGCAGUAGUUGACGAGGUACAGGACAUGUUUGAACCCCUAGAUACAAUCGAGAGUGCACCAACAGAAAGCAGUUGCAAGGAAGAGGUGAUGCUGGUCGAGGAGCCAGUUAUGCAGUCAGCACAGAUGCCGGUGGAGUCUUUGCUUCCACCAAGUAGUAGUACCUUGGAAAGCAGUCCUCGAGGGUACUCGGAGGCUGGUAGUGAGGGUUCUUUGACCCUGGAUUGGGCCACUGCCGUGGAUCAGGUUGAUGAGAUGCACAAGGAAGAGUCCUUGGUGUCGCCAACUACAAGCUUGCAGAGUCAUCCUGAGGGUUCUGUAGCUGGCUCGGAUCUGAGCACAGAGACCAACAGUGACAGUUCUUCCUUGGACAGUGGCAGAUGCACAGGUUCAACCACCAGCACUGGUACCCUGCAGCAUCCCCAGCCAGCUGUGCGGGAGAUGCCGACCGUCUACCAGUUUGAGUUCCCAGCCAAGGAGUGUGGGCGGCUCAUUGGGAAAGCGGGUAAGAACAUCAAGGGGAUCCGCAGCAGAUCAGGUGCCAAAGUGACUCUACGUGACUGGCCCGAUGAAAAGACCAAGCAAAUCUGUGUCAUUGAAGGCUUUCAGAGUGAGAUUGAUGCAGCAUUGGCGGACAUCCAGAACAAGUUCCCUUUGGUGGACACCAGCAAACAGUACAUCGAGAUGGAGCAGGUCACGGUGCCUGCAGCUACAGUACCAGAAAUGUCGCAGAUUCAUCUGCACGAGGAGAUUGUCAACGACGUCAUCGUCUCCAGUGUAGUCUCGGCGGGGCACGUCUUUGUCCAGCAGCCCACCCACCCCACCUACAUGGCCCUGACUAGGCUCAACACCUUCAUGAAUAACUGCUAUAGUCAGAUGGAUAUGACCCCGCCCCUUCCAAGGCCCAUUGAAGUUGGUGUAAUCUGCGCUGCUCCCAUGAUGCAAGGCUGGUAUCGUGCCCAGAUAGUAGACAUCUUUCCUGACACGGAUGAGGUGGAUCUCAAGUUCCUGGACUUCGGUGGCUAUGCUCGGAUUGAGAGCUACGUCCUGAAGCAGAUCCGGACGGACUUCAUGUCGCUACCCUUCCAAGCCAAUGAGUGCUAUCUGUCCAACAUUGCUCCUUUGGCUGGAGAAGAAGACUUCUCUGAGGUAGCGAGGCUGUUUGUGGAGCAGGUUGCCCAGAACUUCAACAUCUUACAAGCUCAGGUCACAGGCUACUGUGAAGAUGGAAUGCCAUUCAUUGAGCUUUUCUACACAGAUAGUGAGAGGAAGGUUCAGUCUCUGAACAAGGAGUUGGUCAACCAGGGGCUGGUUACGUGGUACGAGGAGGGCAUGGAGGAAUCACUGACUGACACCAGCCUGCUGUCAGAGGUAGAGCCAACUUCCCAGUAAAGAUCAGCUUGGUAGAACAGUAACCACAAUGAGGGCCGGUGUGAGGAUCAGAAUCCACUUGUUAUUGCCUUGGCUCAUACAAGCCAAGGGAACAUCUCAAAGAGUUAACCAUUACCGACACAUUUAAGUUUGUGGAAUGUGAAUGUAGUACAUUAAGUGUUGAAAUACAUUGAUUCGUGCAUCACCUUACCCAGACACAUCACUCAUAUCUGUCUCUUUGAAGUUACAGAAUUGGACUUUAAGUAUCUUGACAUUAGAAUCUAGCGUACAGUUCCUGUGCAUCUUUCUGCUCAAGGGUUCAAACUCCUAACCACAUUCUGAUAAACUAAGAUCUCAUUUUUGGUUAUUGCUUUAAACGUAACAAGUCUGCAUAUCUUUUGUGAGCAAGGCCUAUCUGCCUCAGAUUCUUUAAUUUCCCUCCCCCCAAGUUAGGUUUUUGUUGUGCCAUAUAAUUCAAAAGCAUUUCUGUGACUUGAAAAUUUGUCAGUGAUGUAGAAGUAAAGUUAUCAAAAGUGCAGCUUUGUUCAAAAGAAAUUAGAUUUAGGUAAUUUUUCAAUUUAGUGAUGUGUAAAUAAAAUAUCACAACUUCCAGUCAACAGCUUUUUUGUAAAUACUCUUUGUUAACCUCUUUUGCCAUUUUUUUCAAAAAUUCAAACGGUGGUUGGUUUAUCCAGGAAGUCUGUUGUGGCUGUUUAAGUAUUAGUUUCUCUUGAUUUGGGAUAAUUGCGUGUUACAUGUGUAGUCUAAGAAAAAAAAGUUCUCAUUCAGUAGACAUCCUUUGAAUACAUUUCAAUUGCAGUAAUUGGAAAAGACAGAAGAAAACACACAUACUGUUUACUGGAAAGAAAGUGCCUCAUAACAUUGGUUAGCAUCUGAAUUCUUGAGACACUGAAACUUCUUUUGCUGUUCAUCUUGAGAGGGCGUUACCGGACAUUAGGGCUAUCUGUUGCCUCUUACAAUAACGACUGAAGAAUACCCCGUUUGUGAAAUCUACACACUCUGCAUAAUCAAAAUUGAGUGUUGUUGACAUGAAGAGAAAGGUUGUCUUGCCUUACCACACUGACGGCUAUUUUAUGUUUCAAUUAUGUAGUUAGAAAUGUUACAUAAAAGAGCUGUUUAUUUUCCCCAGCUUUUAUUUUCCCUUUUAAAGGUUGAAGUAUUCAGUGUGGGGAUAGGCACCGUUAAAACCAAGGCAAGAGAGUAAUUAGAAGACUGGUAGAUUUUUUUUCGGAGAUAGCACAAAUGCAGCUAGAAGCGUGAUGUAAGGUUCAGUCCUAGGACUUGGCCUAAUGCCGUGGCAGUCCUGUUUGUUUUCAAGGAAUUGGAGGAAGAAAUCGUAUACCUAAUGGGUGUUUAUAGAACCUUGGCUUCAGUGGAGUUUUUGGUUAUUAGAAGCCUGUUAUUGUUAAAAUCGCGCAAGUCAGACAUGUAGAUGUACUUUAUAUGAAGGCAUUUGAUGUACUGGUGACAGAAAAAGCAAGGUGCUCGUAUCAUAAAGCUUGAACCUUGAAACUUCAGUGGAGGAAAAGGUUUUGUAAACUCUCAAAUAUUUGUAUUUGCUUAAGUAGAGGAAAUUGCGAAGUGUGACGGUGCCAGACUUAAUGCUGCUUAGAAUUACUAAAAUGUGUCUUCAAUUCGGUGAAUCCCCGAGUAAAUUUUUGAUACACCAAAUUCCUUUUGAUCAAGAGUGCUGCUGGAAUGUACUUUUUGGCACACAGAGGACGGUAUGGAGAAUAAGCCAUAUAGGUGAAGUCUUGAUUGAAUUUCACAAUUUUUACUGUCCCUGAAAACUUCCAAACUGUCUUUGUAAACUUCAAUUCAGCCAUGGCAAAAUACUUUGGUUUCAAAGUAUUUUUCCAUCAUGUUUCCCCAACAAACUAUGAAGAAUGAAAUAUUGUUGGCAGAAUGUCGUAACUGAUCCUCUGCAUGUACAAAUGUAGAAGUGAUAUUUAAGGGGGGGCAUUUACCUCCAUAUAAUUUAGUAUUUUAUUUUUCAAAGAAUGGAAUCAGCCGGUUUCAUGUGGUGAUCAUGUUUGUAAAAAAAUCGAUGCCCCUUUUUGCAAGGGUACUAAACUUGUAAUAAAAUUUAGUGUUGGACACUAAAUGAAAAAAAGUAUGUCAGAGAAUAAUCCCCAGAUACGGAACUUCUGAUGCGCCAGCCAGCACUUAGAACGAUUAAUGAUUGAAUGCAACACUAGAUAGAGCCAUGUGUUACAGUAUGUACCAGGUUUAUUUCUGUAUAAAUCUUCAAUAAAUGCAAGUGGCUUCAAUAGCAAAGGGAGGAUUA